AUGGCGGAUCCUCUAUCGAUCGCUGCGAGUAUCGCGGGUCUUGUAGGCCUUGCCGACAUUGUCUUCGCCCGCUUGGUGAAGUUCGGGCGAUCUGUCAAGAAUGCAGAAGAGGAGAUUCGACACCUCGCUCAGGAGAUCAAUCUCCUUGGAGGAGCCCUGAACAGCCUCGAACGACCAGCACAGGUCCUGAAAGACGAUGCUUUCGACACAAACCUACGAAUGCACAAUAUCGACGACUGCAGGGAGACUUUGAAAGAGAUAAAUAGGAAGCUGGAAAAGCUGGAGGCCACUUCUAGUUUGAUGAAGCAGAAGCUCAUGUGGCCAUUUACCAAAGACCGUGUGAAGGAAUGGCUCGACGAUCUGUCCAAACACAAAGAAAACAUCAACCUAGCGCUUUCCGCCAAUUCCCUGGAUGCCAUGCUACGAGUUUUGUCCCAGGAAGGCCAUCACGCCACAGAGAUUCUGGCCGAGAUCAAGGAAACGCGGAAGAUCACUAGUCGAAUCCACCAAGACUCCGAACGACUUAAGGUCUUGAAUUUCUUCUUGAAGUACAACCCACAGAAGAACUACGACAUGAGCAUACGCCUGCGACAGUCGGGAACCGGAAUCUGGCUUCAAAAGCUCCAAGACUUUCAGCAUUGGUUAUCUGAACCCGGCUCUAAGUUGUGGCUCAAGGGCAUCCCCGGAGCGGGCAAGACUGUACUUGCGGGCUCAAUCAUUGAGUCAGCUCUGAAAAGAAGCACUGAAGCUAUUCCGUCUGCUUUCUUCUUUUGCGAUUAUAAGGAAGCAGACACUCACACGAUUGAGAUCAUCUUGGGCGCCUUAGUUUAUCAACUUUCUAUUCAAAAAGAAGACGCCUAUACAAUGCUUGAACGAUACUACGACGAGUUACAUCCCAUCAACGGCCUUCCAAAACAACCCACUAGAAAGGCCCUGCAAAAGUUGUUGAGGAGGAUACUAGAGUUGUUCGAUCACACUUAUCUCGUAGUUGAUGGCCUCGACGAAUGUGGCAAAUUAACUGACGAAGUAGUAGAGUGUCUGUUUGACAUCUCGGAGGACGCUGAUGAUGUUUCAAUUGCCCUCCUCAGUAGAGACGAGGAUGAAAUUCGAAGCCGACUAGAGGGCAGCUUUACCCCUAUCGAGAUUGCAGCGCACAAGGAAGAUAUUACCGAGUAUGUCACGGCUGAAAUUGAGGAGAGAAUCCGGUCCAGAAGGUUGCGCAUAGGCAACCUACAUCUCAAGGGAGAGAUCCUCCAGGGGCUGAUAAACGGCGCCAAGGGCAUGUUCCGAUGGGUAGCCUGUCAGCUGGACCAUCUUGGAGAGUGCGAUUCAGAUCAACAAUGCCGAGACGCCCUAAAGUCGCUGCCCCCGACCCUCGACGAGACCUACGAGCGAAUCCUCAGAAGAGUGCCUAAGAGCAAGCAAACCCUAACGGAACUAGCUCUUAAUUGCAUUGCUCACGCCUCUCCAAAGCUCACCACCCACCAACUACAAGAGAUACUGUCAGUUCCAGGGCCUGGGGAAUCGCUUAAUGCCGGGGCCAUCAUUCGAGAACAGUCUAUUACCCGAUAUUGUAGUAGCCUCAUUCGAAAGUCCACGGAUGGCCUCUCUCUGGAGUUUUCUCAUUUUUCAGUGCUGGAAUUCCUUGAGAAGGCCCCCUCGCAGCAACUGGGAUUCGAGUGGAUCCGUGUCUCAAAACCUCGGGCGUAUGCUUUGUUGGCAGUCCAGUGCCUCAAAUUCAUCCAGCUCCAGAAUUUCCACCAACCCAAAAUCGAGGCAGACACGGAAGGAGACGAAAUUCAGUCCAGAAACCGCCUUCAUCCGUUGUACUCGCAUGCCUCUACGUAUUGGCCCGACUAUGCAAGGGGAGAGUGGGAGAACGAGACGGCCUUCGACCUGGCGGCCUCCCUCUUCCACCCCUCCAAAACCUGUUACUUCACUUCAUGGGCAAUUCAUCUCGCCAGAGCAACAGGACCCAGCCCGAGAGUAAGUGUCGAGAAAACCGUUUCGCUCAUGAUCGACCCCGACUUUACCCCUCUGCAUAUGGCAGCGGCUCUUUCCCCGCCCCGGGUUUGCGCCUUCUUGAUGAGACACGGGCUCAGGGUAAAUCUUGAAAGUCCCAUGGGCCGACCACUGCAAUGCGAGGUCGAAACCCUGCAAGUCGGAUACUCCCUGUGGGCAACGGGCUCCCUGGAUGGGGUAUCCAUCGUCCAAGAUAACCGACAAGAUCAUAUUGCCACUGCAGAUACCAUCAGGUGCCUAUGCCGAGAGGGGGCACCCCUAAAUCUUCAGUGCUGCAAUCCAUUCUCUGGCAUGAGCCUGGUGCAGCUAUCUCUCGACGCAUUCGGAAGAUCGAAUACUUUUCAGGUCACGAUGGCUCUCAUUAGAGAGGGAGCACGUCUUGAACAGACUGACAGUCUUAUCGUGCAACGCCACAUAGAAGACCUCGAUCUUCAGGAAUACGAGGCCGAAGUUCGGGCAUUUCUUGAAUUCCUUGGAAGUUGCUCUAACCAAUCAACCGCAUACCAUCAAAUGAGCGCUGUUCUAUGGAAGCGUGCAGUUGCUUGCAACCUCGAAUUCACCAGGAACCCCACGAUCAUUGACACCAAGCUUUCCCUCACGAAUGAUGAGCUUGAAAAACAUGCCGUAGGAGCAGUCACUGUAGCAAAUACCCUGGUCCUGGAAAAAAUACUUUGCGAUCCACGUCUCAAAGUUGCGUCUAUUGUGAAUGACGACGGGGAUUCACUGCUACAUCUAGCUCUGCGUAGCUGCCGUGGAGCAGAGAUAACGACUCUACACGUAGAGGUCGUCAAAAAGCUUCUUGAGGCAGGAUGUGACGUCAAAAUGACCAACAAGAAGGGAAUUGACCCAUUACAGAGUUGGGACUGGUCGACUGAUGAUAUGGAAAAUCCCGCUACCAGCAAGUUGGAAUCAUUUGAUGCAGUAGCUCAUUUACUCGCAGAUCAUGACAGACGUACUGCUUUGCACCUGCAUAUAGCUGAGCCCUUCCGACUGCGUGCCAUGCUCAAGUAUCAGCCAACAGAGAGCGUUGAGAAAGCAAUGGAGACGAUGGACAAUGAUGGUUACACUCCACUGACUCUAUCCCUGUGGAAAAUGCUGGCACGGUCGGCUUCGAUUCUUCUCGCCCAGCAAACCAGAAUCACGGCGAAGAUGACUCAAAGUCCAAUCGCAGCACUAUCACUCGCUGUGAGGGCAGGUGAUGAAACGUCCUUCGAUGCUCUGCUGCAAUCCGGAAUCAGCUUCAGUUUUGAGGAUACCGAAACUCUUUUGCAUCAUCUCGGCCCCCAGACAUCAUUACAUCUUGUCCGUCGACUGAAGGCUUUGUAUCCAGAGUCUUCUGGACAUCGCUUCAAUAGCCACACGCCACUCGAAUCCUACCUGAUAUGCUGUCUUGAAACCAGCGGAGUCAGGGGCAUCAAUGACUCAAUCAUAGACGAACUAGCCAUAUUGGACAGCUUCGAGAGCGAGUUCAGCAAGGCGAUGACGUGGGAGUGCUUUAUGUCCCGAAUACUGAGCAGCACCUUGCAUUUGCCCAGAUCAUGGACCGGCAUUCGCGAAGAUUUGGCUGAAAAGGAUGAUAGACAGGUCAUUAGCGAGAACGCAAGCACCGAUCUGAUACGGCUUGGGUAUUUGAAAUCCUUCGAGUCUUGCUUCGGGAAGUCCGGAAUUAUUCCUCUCAUGCACCCAUUCAGCACUUUGAAGGAACUUUCGAAACCUUGGUCUCGAUUAAAAGACUUAGUUUCCGAAGUCCUCCCUCAUUCAUACAACUUUAGAAACGCCAAGUUGCUGCUUCAAAACGGAGUCAGCGUUCAUCAACGUGUCGAUGGACUGUCUGCUCUGGAAAGCUUUGUCAAAACCCCAAGAUUGGACGGUCUUAUGCAUGCGUGUAGCGCCAAGUCAGAGGACACUGAUGACGAGGAAAAUUAUUGCGCGAAGAGAAUGCUUGAUCUUCUGCUCCACCAUUCCGACAAAGCACGCAUCAACGAGGUUAUUCCAGAUGGUAGUGGGCUUGCGCUCAUCCAUUUGCCGAAUGCGUGGGGUGCGGAGUGGGUUAUUGAGAAGAUCGUGGAUCACGGCGCAAAUCCGAAUCUCCGUGUAGACAAGCAUCCCUACAGACCUGCGGCCGUCUACCAAUUUUUCGAACACUGGUGGUACUCUGGAUACGUCAAACCCAUUCUCAAAAAAGGAGCUGACCCAACGCUGACCGACGACUUCGGGUUUGACACAGCCUUGAUAGCUGCAAUGUGUCGAGCAGUACCAGUAUUAACUGAGAUCUACGACGAUAUCAAACAAGGCGCCAAAAAGGACUGGCACGAUAGAAUAGACUGGUGCAAAAAGUGUAGUCUUUUUGUCGACUUGGAGAAUAUGUCCCUACUCUGCAAGGGAGUCACUGCACUACAUCUUGGGGCCCUGUGCCAGUCUACCGACGUGUUAUGCUUCUACAAUGACCACAAACUCAUGGAGGAUCUUGAGGUGAGGUCCGACGAAGGCUUUACGCCGCUGCACUUCGCAGCAUCACAGGGCCGCGUCAGUAAUAUCAAAUACUUGUCCGCUCUUGGCUGCGAUAUCGACGCUCGUGGCAAAGAUGGAAGCUCCCCCCUUCACCUUGCUGCAAGAAGCAACAAGAUAGAGGCCUGCCGAGUGCUCAUCAAAGCAGGAUGCAAGUCGUUUGAGAAUUCGGUCGGGAUGACGCCUGCGCUUUAUGCACGCCAAGCCAGCAAUGAGGAGCUUGCGAAUUUGCUUGACACUGUCAAGUCGGGUUCUAGCGUUACACAUGCUGAGAUCGAGCGACGUCGAAAAAGAUCGUUGGCCUUAUCUUUCAAAAUUGCAAUUGAAAAGGACGAUUUGACGAUGUGUAAAUACUUACAUACCAAGAGGUGCGAUCUCGCGACUUAUCUCAACGACUGUGCUAGCGGCUCACUACUGGUACAAGCCGUAAAACAGAAACGGAUCGCGAUCAUUGAGUGGAUGUUGCAGCAAAGUGUCUCAAUGACCACUGCAGUGAAUGGCUCCACGCCCGUUGAGUUAGCAAUUCACCUGGUGCUCAAGGACGCCGAAUUGGUGGACGUAUUGCCGGCCAGUCUAGAGAACUAUACAAAAAACGGAGGGAGGUUUUUAGGAGAGACCCCAAACUUGGUUUCAACAGCCGUGCGCAACAGAAACAUCAAGGGAUUGGGGGUUCUCAUCCAAUACGUGAAGGAUAAUCAGAACUACUGCGGGUCAGUAUUAAAGGUUGAGUUAAGUUGUCAUGCACAACGACUAACUUCCACAUGCAGGAAACUUUGGUCUAUACAUCCUGAUAGAGUUAUUUCUUCUCUGGUGAACGAGGCUGAAGCGUCAACUGGAUUGACACCUCUGCACAUAGCAGCAGACUGGGGGGCCUUGGGAGCUGUCCAGGUAUUACUAGAGUUCGGAGCUGAUAUCAACGCUGAGUCUAAGUGGCUCAACACACCGCUGUAUCACGCCAUCACUCCAUUCAACAACACUGACGAAGCCGUUGCUUUGCAUCUAAUUCAAGGAGGUGCAGAUCUCGAAAGGCGCAAUGUCUGGUACGAAACUCCAGCCAUAACGGCAGCGAAAUUCUGGCGCAAACAGACAUUGAUGACGCUGGUCAAAGCGGAUGUUGAUAUCAAUGCAUCAAACAACAAUUUAGAAUCACCAGCGCACUGGACAGCAAAAAGGGGCAACGUGGUGGCGUUCGCGGACCUCAUGCAUCGAGGGGUAGACCCUUAUAGGAGAUACGGACUACAAGAGCUUCAGAAGUUCGCAAAUCUUGUGCCCAGCGGCAGUCAAGCACCUCUCUGCAAAGGGGCUAGACUUGGAGCAGUCCUGUUCAUGGAAAACCUCCUGGAGCUUGGUGCCCCCAUAGACCUCGAAGGUUGUCCUUCUGGCUCAGCCCUGAUGGCAGCUUGCGAAUUCGGACGAAAAGAAUCGGUCGAAUACCUCGUUCGUCGCGGGGCCGUACUUUCGUACAAUGGAGCCAAUGGUUUUCAGUCAGCAAUCAAGUCGGCGAAAGGAAAUGAGAAAAUUCUGAGGUGGCUGCUGGUCGAUCGGUUCAUUGAUCAACAGAAGCUCACAGACGGUUGCGAU
Colletotrichum gloeosporioides is the source of this 6111-nucleotide messenger RNA. RefSeq lists its product as uncharacterized. The record is from RefSeq and is a predicted model, not a curated record. The annotation marks the transcript as partial. Gene Ontology annotation, molecular function: protein binding. The transcript has 5 exons. Lineage: Eukaryota; Fungi; Ascomycota; Sordariomycetes; Glomerellales; Glomerellaceae.